AUACAUUCCUUCUGUGUUAGGCUGGUGGAUGAGCUCAGUUUAUGGGUUCGACGACAUCAGAAUGAUAGGAAGACUGGAAAAAAGCCCCCUAAAAAGCAGAGGAGAAUGAAGAAACCACUUUUAAGGAGAUCGUUGUCCCUAUCGGAUCUGGUACCAGCUCAGCCUUCGCGGCUUACUCACAGAUUACAGAGCGCUCCGCUACAGCUGUACAGUCCGUCAGAUCCGAGUGACACGUUUCUCAUGGACGCCAUUGAGAGAAGAGAAGACACUUUUUAUGUGGUCUCAUUUCGCAGGGAUCACCUUCUGCUUCCUGCUAUCAGCCACAAUAAGACUUCCCGUCCUAAAAUGUCACUGGUAAUGCCGGCCAUGCCUGUAAAUGGUGAGCGUUGUGCACAGUGUAUGCUCUAAUAUUGUGAUCUCUAUUCACUUUUAUUCUCUCAUACCUUCUGAUUGUCUUUUUCUCUCUCCCCCUUCUCUCUCUCUAUUUUUUUCUCCCUCUUUCUCCCUUCAUAUAUAUAUAAAUCUCU
Bombina bombina (fire-bellied toad) is the source of this 527-nucleotide messenger RNA. Its product is annotated as cyclic AMP-dependent transcription factor ATF-6 beta-like. The transcript has 4 exons. Lineage: Eukaryota; Metazoa; Chordata; Amphibia; Anura; Bombinatoridae. Gene Ontology annotation, biological process: endoplasmic reticulum unfolded protein response; regulation of transcription by RNA polymerase II. The record is from RefSeq and is a predicted model, not a curated record. The coding region runs from base 106 to 408 and encodes 100 amino acids. Gene Ontology annotation, molecular function: DNA-binding transcription factor activity, RNA polymerase II-specific; RNA polymerase II cis-regulatory region sequence-specific DNA binding. Gene Ontology annotation, cellular component: nucleus.